Molecule: messenger RNA, 10174 nt
Organism: Spirodela intermedia
Lineage: Eukaryota; Viridiplantae; Streptophyta; Magnoliopsida; Alismatales; Araceae
Source: the annotation of a GenBank genome assembly
AUGGGUCCCUUCCCAUCAGCUGAAAAAUAUGAAUAUAUUUUACUUGCUGUUGAUUAUGUGUCGAAGUGGGUGGAAGCUAUUCCUACUAGAACUAAUGAUCAUAAAAUCGUGAUGAAAUUUGUGUAGGAAAAUGUUUUUUCGAGAUUUGGAUGUCCUAGAGUGAUUAUUAGUGACGGAGGAACACAUUUUACAAAUAAAUAUUUCAAGGAACUGUUGAAAAAGAAUGGAGUACACCAUAGAGUAGCCACUCCAUAUCAUCCCCAAACAAAUGGGCAAGCUGAAGUAGCAAAUAAGGAAAUUCAGAAAAUUUUGAGAAAAAUAGUUAGACUAGAUAGGAAAGAUUGGCCCACGAAAUUACAAGAUGCAUUAUGGGCUUAUAGAAUAGCUUAUAAAAAUCUCAUAGGUAUGUCCCCAUUUCGUCUCAUUUUUGAAAAGCCAUGUCAUCUUUCUGUGGAAAUAGAGCAUAAAGCAUUAUUGGCUAUAAAAAUUUAUGUGUGGAUGAGAAAUCAGCUAGUGGGCAUAGAAUUUUUCAGCUACAUGAAUUAGAGGAGUUGAGGAAUGAAGCUUAUGAAAAUCAUAGAAUAUAUAAAGAAAAAACUAAAACUUUCCAUGAUAAAUACAUUAGCAGAAAAAAAUUUGAUGUUAGACAAAAAGUGUGGUUAUAUGAUUUUAGGCUGAAAUUAUUCCCAAAAAAAUUAAAAUCAAAAUGGAAAGGGCCUUAUGUGGUGGAAGAGACAUAUGAUCAUAGGGCUGUAAUGAUUAAAGAUCCUAAAAGUGAUCAUAACUUUAAGGUAAAUGGAUAGUGGCUUAAACAUUACAUAGAACAUGAACGUCUUGUAGAAAAAUAAAUUUUAUUAUUAAAAGAAAUUCAAGAGUAAGACCAAGGAGUCCAACUAGAGACAUUAAAUUUAGCGCUGCAUAGGAAGUUCUUUUAAUUUCACAAUACUUGUUUCUAUAUUUAUUUUUUUUUGAAAAAGUGCAGGAGGAGGAGUGUAAGAUGAAGUGGAAAAUUAAAAACGAGGUUGAGGUGAUGUCUUUCUGAGCUUCUUCAUUUAUGAAAAUAUUUUUAAUGCUUAACUUUGCAGAUAUGCAUGCUUCACUUGAAAAUUAUAUUUUCUGCAUAUUUUGUUUCGAGUUUUCUGUGUCAUUGAGGACAAUGUCAUUUUUAAGUUGGGGGUGAAGUAUUCAUUAUUAAUUUAUGCUGUAGGACGAUUAAGAACAUGUGUUUGCAUUUUAUUCAACUUAGAACAGCAACUAAAAACAUAAAAAUAAAAUAAAAUUCGGAAAAAUUGCAACAUCUAUUUUCUGGUUUUCUGUCAAAAACAACAGACUGUCAAAAAUAGCAGACAAAAAACAGCCCAAAAUUUGAAAUUCUAGAAGACCUUUUUCUCACAUUUCAAUCCCCUAGAUAUCUAUUCUGAAAUUCGAAAUUACAGCUAUAAAGAAGAUAGUUUUGAUUUAUUUUUGACAAAUUUAUUGCUGCUAAAAUAGAACUGAAAACAGAAAACAGAACUGUCAGAACUAUCUAAUUUACAAAUUCCUUGCAUCAUAUUGCAUGCAUGAAAAAUUAAAUCAAUUAGAUUGAUUGAUACCAAAAGAUACUAGGAAGAUUAUUAUUUAGUCAAAAGAAUGAUCUAGUAGCAUGAAAUGUUGAAAUACUCUUUGGAUACAUGAUAGAUAAGAUGGAUUUGAUUUUAUAGAUUUUCACUUCAUGAUCUUGAUGGAUAAUAUUUACUUGAUGUGAAAAUUUGAUUGAUCAUUUGAGUGUAAUAGAGAUUUUUGCACCUUGAUCUAUAGGACUUGUGAGGAGAAAUCACUUAUUUCGAAAAAAAAGAAAAAAAGAAAGAGAGCAAUGUGAAAAAUCUAGAAACGAAGAGUACACAUGGAGGGUGACAUGACCCAGUUGUUGUAUAUUAAAUCACGCAAAUAUUAAAUUUAUAAAACUAGAAAAUACGAAUUUUUGGAUAUUUAGAAGUAUUUCUAAAUAAAUAUAUCAAUUAUAAUUCAAUAAAAAUUCCAAAAAUAGUGAUAAUUUUCCAAGUCGAUCACAAGGAUGUAAUAUAAUAUCUGGUAAUUAUUAAGAAUUUUUCUCAAUGAAUACGAUUUUCUUAUGAAUUUUAUACUAGAAAAUAAAAAGGAAAUAUAUUUAAAAUUCACGGAAAAAAGGAAAUAAGGGUGCAGACGUCAGGAUGAUGUCAGCACCAGGCGAACGUGCACCAGGCGGAAACAGAGUUCCACCCGGCGAUUCUUACGUAGGCGAUUAUAGACGACUCAAUUAAUUAAAUUAAGAUCUGUAAAAGUUGGAAGAAUCAAAAUUGAACGAAGUAUAGUUUGGUAAAUUAAAAUCAACAAAGUAUCACUAAAUGAAGCGUAAAUUAAAUUGAAAGCAGGAAAACAGAGUUCCGGUGUCGCGACGACGAUGCAUCGGCAAUGCACCGGAAUCCUGAGCGUUUGGGAGGAUCGUCGUGCAGUGUCCACGACCUCGAAGGCUCUCCUUGGACAAAGACGACGUGGGCAAUCUCUAGAUCUUCUUGCGAAGUCUAGAGAUCAAUGAAGUGGGUCGUCGAAUCGUCUCCGGCGGCUGUCACCCGGUGGAGCGGAAAACGGCGACUUUGCGGCUCUCCGGCGGUUGUCACCCGACGGAGAGGCACUGGAUGGAAGUGGGGCGCGUGUUAGGGAGCUGCAUCCUCAGGUCCGCGCAGCAAGAGGAGGCUCUUCAUCGCAUCUGGUACGCUCUCAGGAGGUGGCGACUGGUCUCCUGGCGGAUCGUCCUCUUCCCAACGACGACUUAUUCGUCGAUCCUUUUAUCGCGAAUCGUUCAGCAAUUUUAGUAGCAAUGCUCCGCGAAUCGUGUUGACGAGAUUUUUGCCGAUGAUCCAGCGAUUCUCGUUGCUUAAUCCUUCAUCGGCGAUCUGCAGGAAAGUCAUGAUAAUCAGAGAAAAAUAUAUAAAUUUUGACUCUGGGAGGGUUCGAACCUGCGCCGGUCGCCCGGCUCUUCUGAGGAAGGUGUGACGGGGGUUUAGUCCCACAUCAGUUGUACGCCGAUUUUUCGAGCGAAUAUAUAGUAAUGUUAGCUUUCUUAGCAAAGUCCCUUCUCUCGCGUGUACGACCACUCCUUGCCCCCCAGCCGGCUGGCCACUGGUGACGUGGAAGGGGAGUGGCGUAUGCGUGCCCUGUCGGUCCCCAAGCCAAGCCCCUGCUCGCGGCUUACUCCUCGAUUGCACUUCUGACCCGCUUGCGGGCUCGGCUGGCCGGCGAGUCCCCCCCAUUUUCGCAAUAUUUUUAUUUUUAUUUGUUCUUUAUUUAUCUCAAAAGUAAGACUGUAAAAAUCGUAUAAAAUCACAUAAUUACCCAAAAAUUCACGUUAAUCAAUUAAAAACCAAAAAUCAUUCUUUAACACAAAUAUAAGUCUAUUUAUCAUGAGUUAAGGCUAAAACUAUAUUAUUUACUAAUUAUUAACUCAUGAUAAUGAAGACUUAUCAAAGGGUGUGAGACAUCAUUCUCAUUGUCGAAAAUCGUGCAUAGAAAAACACUAGUUGAAAAAUAAGUGGAUAAAGUGAAGGCCUUGAAAAUGAAGAGUACACAUGGAGGGUGUGAGACAUCAUUUUUAUUGUCGAAAUUUGUCUAUAGAAAAAGCUACUUAUCCACUAUAUAUAUAUAAAAAAAAAAGAAGGAAGAAAUAUAGUGCAAACUUCAAAAAUUAAGUCAUAGAAAAAGGGAAAUGGAGGAUCAAUAUCAUUCUUGGAUGAGUAUUGAUAAUUGGAACAUCUUGUAAAUACAUCUAUGAGUGAAGAAGUGAUAAAGAUGUGAAUAGAAGAAGUGAAGUCUAGAUUGUUAUUCCAAGGAGUGUUUAAACAUUUAAGUGCUUGACAUCAUUCUUAAAUACUUGAUAUAAGAAUCCAAAGUAUUUAAAGGUACAUCAUUUCUAAUUGUAUUUUUUUUUCUGUAUUGAAAUAUGAUGUUUGAGAUUUGUAAAAUUUUAUUUUCGUAAUUCCAUUGCUAAGGGACUAGAAAUGAUUUAAGUUGGGGACUAUGAUAAGUCUUCAUUAUCAUGAGUUAAUAAUUAGUAAAUAAUAUAGUUUUAGCCUUAACUCAUGAUAAAUACACUUAUAUAUGUGUUAAAGAAUGAUUUGUGGUUUUCAAUUGAUUAACGUGAGUUUUUGAGUAAUUAUGUGAUUUUAUACGAUUUUUACAGUCUUACUAUUGAGAUAAAUGAAGAAUAAGAAAUAUAAAUAAAAAAUAUUGCAAAAUGGGGGGACCCGCUGGCCAGCCGGGCCCGCAAGCAGGUCGGAAGCACAGUCGCGGAAUAGCCACGAGCAGGGGCUCGAGCAGGUUAGCUUGGACCGAUAGGGGCACGUGUGCGCCACUCCCCUUCCACAUCACUGGUGCCCAGUUGACUGUGGGGCAAGGAGUGGUUGUACACGCGAGAGAAGGGACUUUGCUUACAAAGCUAACAUUACUAUAUAUUUGCCUGAAAAAUCGGCACACAACCGAUGUGGGACUAAACCCCCGUCACACCUUCCUCAUAGGUAGGUGACUGGUGCGGGUUCGAAUCCUUUUAGAGUCAAAAUUCAUAUAUUUUUACCUGAUUAUCACGACUUUCCUGCAGAUCGCCGGUGAAGGAUUAAGCAACGAGAAUCACUAGAUCAUCGGCAAAAAUCUCGUCAACGCGAUUCGCGGAGCAUUGCUACUAAAAUUGUUGAACGAUUCACGAUAAAAGGAUCAAAAAUCCAUCAAGUGAAUCCUCUUUGAUUGAUCAACAAACAAGCCGUCGUCGAGAAGAGGAUGAUCCAUCGAGAGAUGAGUCGCCACCUCUUGAGAGCAUACCAGAUGCGAUGAAGAGCCUCCUCUCGCUGCGCAGACCUGAGGAUGAAGCUCCCUGACACGCGCCCCACCUCCAUCCAGCUCCUCUCCGUCGGGUGACAGUCGCCAGAGAGUCACAAAGUCGCCGUUUUUCCGCUCUGCCGGGUGACAGCUGCCGGAGACAAUUAAACGACCCACUUCAUUGAUCUCUAGACUUUGCGAGAAGAUCUAGAGAUUGCCCACGUCAUCUUUGUCCCGGGAGAGCCUUCGAGGCUAUGGACAUUACAUGACGAUCCUCUCGAAUGACACCAAAACUCUGUUUUCCUACUUUCAAUUUAAUUGACACUUCAUUUAGUGAUAGUUUGUGUGAUUUUAAUUUACCAAACUAUACUUCAUUCAAUUAUGAUUCUUCCGGCUUUUACAGAUCUUAAUUUGAUUAAUUAAAUCAUUUGUAAUCACUUACGUAAGAAUCACCAAGCAGAACUCUAUUUUUGCCCGAUUCGUGUUUGCCGGGUGCUGAUGUCAUCUUGACGUCCGCACCCUUAUUUCCUUUUUUUUUCAUGAGUUUUAAAUAUAUUUCCUUUUCAUUUCCUAGUAUAAAAUUCAUAGAAAAUCAUAUUCAUUGAGAAAAAAUCUGAAUAAUUACAAAAUAUUAUACUACAUCCUUGUGAUCUACCUAGGAAAUUACUACUAUGUUUGGAAGUUUUAUUGAAUUAUAAUUGAUAUAUUUAUUUAGAAAUACUUCUAAAUAUUCAAAAAUUCGUAUUUUCUAGUUUUAUAAAUUUAAUAUUUGUGUGAUUUAAUAUACAAUGACUAAGUCACGUCAGUAAUCUUUUUACUUUGGAAAAAGACUCAAUACAUUUCUCAUCAAAAUUAAAAGGCACAUCUUUAGAUAAUAGCAUGGUGAGAGGUCUAGAAAUUUUGGGAAAAUCUUGAAUAAAUUUUCUGUAAUAACCUGCAUGACCCAAGAAAGAUCUAAUCUGUUUUAUUGAAUUUAGAGGUUUCAUUUUAGAUAUAAUAUCAAUUUUUACUCUAUUCACCUCUAAAAUCCUUUCACUCACAAUAUGAUCCAACACAACUCCCUCUUUAACCAUAAAAUGUGAUUUCUCCCAACUCAAAACUAAUUUUUUCUCUAUGCAUUUCUCAAGUACGUGUUGUAAAUGAUUUAAGCAUUCAUCAAAUGAUUCACCAAAAAUAGAAAAAUCGUCUAGAAAAAUUUCUAUGCAGUUUCCAAUCAUAUCAGAAAAAAUAGACAACAUACAUCUUUGAAAUGUGGCUGGAGCAUUACACAGACCAAAAGGCAUGCGUUUCAAAGCAAAAGUACCAAAUGGAUGAUUGAAAGUUGUUUUUUCUUGAUCUAAAGGGUUUAUAUAAAUUUGAUUAUAACCAAAGUAUCCAUCCAGAAAACAAAAAAAGUUUUUUCCAGCUAAUUUUUCUAAAAUUUGAUUAGUAAAUGGUAGGGGAAAAUGAUCUUUUCUAGUAACUGAAUUUAAUGUUCUAUAAUCAAUGCAAACUCUCCAAUUGGUAGUUAGUCUUGUUUGUAUUUCAUCCCCAUUUUUGUUUUUUUAACUAUGAUCCUUGAUUUUUUUGGUACUACUUGUGUAGGACUAACUCAUUUGCUAUUUGAAAUAGGAUAAAUAAUAUCAGCAGCCAGUCACUUUAAAAUUUCUUUUUUUACAAUUUCCAUCAUGUUAGGAUUUAAUCUUCAUUGUGGUUCCCUACUAGUUCUAGCUCCUUCCUCUAGAUAUAUACUAUGCAUGCAUACACUCAUAUCAAUGCCCCUUAGAUCAUCCAUUUUUCAGCCCAUAACCUUCUUAUUUUUUCGAAGUACAUCUAAUAGUUCUUCUUCCUGUUCAUCACUCAAAUCAGCUGCAAUAAUAAUAGGAAAUGAAUUACUUUCCUCCAAAAACAUAUAUUUUAAACUAGAGGGAAGAGGUUUCAAUUCUAAAUUCAGAUGAUCUUCCUCUUUCUUUUCUUCUAAAUUUAUAUUCUCUAUUUCCUCUAAUUCUUCAAACACAUAGUCAUCAAUAACAUCUAAAUCAUCAAAAUCAUCUAGAAGAUCUAUGGUAUGACAAUCAUAUAUUUGGGAUUUCUUAAGAUCAUUUGAUACCUAAAAAAUUUUAAUUUUUACUAAUUGAUCUCCACAUGAAAUUUUCGCAAUACUUGUGGGAAAAUCAAUAUUCAUCUUUGCUGUAUGUAAAAAUGGUCUCCCUAUGAUGAUUGGUGUAUGACGUGACUCAGUCGUUGUAUGUUAAAUCACGCAAAUAUAAAAUUUAUAAAACUAGAAAAUACGAAUUUUCGGAUAUUUAGAAGUAUUUCUAAAUAAAUAUAUCAAUUAUAAUUCAAUAAAAAUUCCAAAAAUAGCGGUAAUUUUCCAAGUCGAUCACAGGGAUGUAAUAUAAUAUCUGGUAAUUAUUCAGAAUUUUUCUCAAUGAGUACAAUUUUCUUACGAAUUUUAUACUAGGAAAUAAAAAGGAAAUAUAUUUAAAAUUCACGAAAAAAAGGAAAUAAGGGUGAGGACGUCAGGAUGACGUUAGCGCCCGGCGAAUGCGAAUAGGAAUUACUCACUAUUCACUCGGUUUAUGGUCAAUAAUAAGAUUAUGUUAUGUAGGAGAGAUGGCCGAGUGGUUGAAGGCGUAGCAUUGGAACUACUAUGUAGGCUUUUGUUUACCGAGGGUUCGAAUCCCUCUCUUUCCGUUUCUGAUCCUGUGGAAUCAUAUUGAAUAUUUGACGAUAGAUUCCGUACCUUGCUAAAAAACUGAUCCUUGUUUACCAACCACACAUUGUCUAACCAAAUCAAAUUCUCUCUCGAUAUGUUCCUCAAAAAAUCCGAUUCGUGCCGAUUCUUCCCCCAACUAACGAAAAGAUCUUGGCGGAAUUGCCACAUAUGAAAUUGAGCACAAUUUUGCAAAGAAAUACCCCACUUGUUUCUCGAGAAGAGAUUGAGUCCCAGGUUCCCCAAUUGACUGACCCGCAAUAAUACCUACAGCUUCUCCCAAUUCGAUCAGGUCACCGUGAGUAGGACUCCGCCCAUAACAUAAUUAACAGAUCCAAGAUGUACUCCUGCAAGUAAAUUAAGUUCAAAUAUGUAUUGCGGAAAGAGAGUUCCGCUUGGCGAUUCUUACGUAGGCGAUUAUAGACGACUCAAUUAAUCAAAUUAAGAUCUGUAAAAGCUGGAAGAAUCGUAAUUGAACGAAGUAUAGUUUGGUAAAUUAAAAUCAACAAAGUAUCACUAAAUGAAGCGUAAAUUAAAUUGAAAGUAGGAAAACAUAGUUCCGGUGUCGCGACGGCGAUGCGUCGGCGAUGCACCGGAAUCCUGAGCGUUUGGGAGGAUCGUCGUGCAGUGUCCACAGCCUCGAAGGCUCUCCUUGGACAAAGAUGACGUGGGCAAUCUCUAGAUCUUCUUGCGAAGUCUAGAGAUCAAUGAAGUGGGUCGUCGAAUCGUCUCCGGUGGCUGUCACCCAGCGGAGCGGAAAAACGGCGACUUUGCGGCUCUCCGGCGGUUGUCACCCAACGGAGAGGAGCUAGAUGGAGGUGGGGCGCGUGUUAGGGAGCUUCAUCCUCAGGUUUGCGCAGCAAGAGGAGGCUCUUCAUCGCAUCUGGUACGCUCUCAGGAGGUGGCAACUGGUCUCCCGGUGGAUCGUCCUCUUCCCGAUGAUGGCUUGUUCAUCGAUCAAUCGGAAAUGAUUUACUCGAUGGAUUCGCGAUCCUUUUAUCGCGAAUCGUUCAGCAAUUUUAGUAGCAAUGCUCCGCGAAUCACGUUGACGAGAUUUUCGCCGAUGAUCCAGCGAUUCUUGUUGCUUAAUCCUUCCCCAGCGAUCUGCAGGAAAGUCAUGAUAAUCAAAUAAAAAUAUAUGAAUUUUGACUCUAAAAGGAUUCGAACCCGCGCUGGUCGCCCGCCUCUUCUGAGGAAGGUGUGACGGGGGUUUAGUCCCACAUCGGUUGUACGCUGAUUUUUCGAGCGAAUAUAUAGUAAUGUUAGCUUUGUGAGCAAAGUCCCUUCUCUUGCAUGUAUGACCACUGCUUGCCCCACAGCCGACUGGCCAUCGGUGACGUGGAAGAGGAGUGGCCGUACGCGUGCCCUGUCGGUCUCCAAUCCAAGCCGCUCGAGCCCCUGCUCGCGGCUUACUCCCCGACUGCACUUCCGAUCCGCUUGCGGGCCCAGUUGGCCAGCGGGUCCCCCCAUUUUUGCAAUAUUUUUAUUUUUAUUUCUUGUUCUUCAUUUAUCUCAAAAGUAAGACUGUAAAAAUCGUAUAUAAUCACAUAAUUACCCAAAAAUUCACGUUAAUCAAUUGAAAGCCAAAAAUCAUUCUUUAACACAAAUAUAAGUCUAUUUAUCAUGAGUUAAGGCUAAAACUAUAUUAUUUACUAAUUAUUAACUCAUGAUAAUGAAGACUUAUCAGUGUAUCAUAAAACUGUCCAUUAAAAUUCAUUUCUAGCACUACAAAAUCAGCUUAAAAUUUACACCCUUUAACUAUUACUAUCACAUUUUCUAAAAUACCUUUAGGAUGUUUUAUGGAUCUAUCAGCAAAUUGUAAGGUAACAGUAGAAGGUUUAAGAUCAGAAAUAUUAAAUUUAUCACAAAUACUUGCAGGUAAUAAAUUAAUACUAGCACCAGUGUCAAGUAAUGCAUUCUAAAAAAUGGAUCCACCAAUAUCACACGAAAUUAAAGGGGCACUUGUAUCUCUCAAUUUAUAUGAUAAUUGAUUUAAUAAUAAUGCACUAGUAUGCAUAGAUAAUUUUUCUACUCUAAGUGUCCUUUUUGGUGUACACAUUUCUUUCAAAACUCUAGCAUAUUCAAGAAUAUGUUCAAUGGCAGUGAGUAAAGGAAGACUAAUUUGCACAUCUUGUAAAAUUUUCUUUAUUUCUUCAUUGUGUUCCUUUUUCUUUCUUUGUCUAGGCUCUAGAGCUUUAGGAAAUGGAAUGGUUGUCCUCUCUUAUGAAAUUUCCUUGGUAGAAUCUAUAAAAUCCUCUUCUACUCCUAUUUGAUUUUGUUUUAGGUCAUCCACGUUUUCUUUUUCUUCUAAUAUUUGGGGAUAAGAAUCAGGUAAGAUCUUACCACUCCUUAAUGUAUUCACUGUCCUAAUAUUUUAAUUUCGUGAGUUUUUUGCUAGAUUCAUGCUACUAGACUCCCCUUGCUGAAAUCCUAUUGUUGGGUAGUUCCCUGGAUUUUUUAUGGGCUGACUAGGUAGCUGUCCCUCUUUUCUCUUAUUCCCAAGGGACUCUAUAAUUUGUUUCUAGUGUUGCAUCAUUUGAUUCAUAAUUUGUUGCAUCAUUUGGCUCAUUUGCUGCAUUAUUUCCAUAGUAUCAGGUUGGGUUUCAGAGGGCUGAUUUUUCUGAAAUCUGUUUUCUUAUUUUGGACGAAAUUUAG